UCGCAUCAAACUCGAAGCCAGACGACAUUGGGGCCAAGACGGCAGUCGCGAGUCGCGAGUCUCACGCAGCGUGUAGUCAGUUUGCAGGCCGACACUGUAGCGAUCGGACGUGUGUUUCUGCGCGCAAGACGUAUUGUGCUAUCUCGUCCCAAGUAAUUGGACGAUUAGCAAGGGGCUGACACUAACACGUAGCUCCUUGUCACCUGCUCGCCAACAGUUCAAGUUCAUCGUGUUCACCGCUAAGCAAGAUCGGUCCGUUGGUUUCGCGUUCUUUGUCCGAGAUUUACGUACAUUCACGCUUUCACGCGAAAACACGAUCAGUGCUCUCGUUAGUUUCUCGACGUGUGCCUUUGUUUCUCCUUUCCAUCGGCGAAAGAGAAGGAAAUUAAACGAUAUACUGGAUUUUGCCACAUCGUAGACACGCUACGAACACAUUUUGGUUCUCUCCGUAUUUUUUAGUACUCUGCAUCUCCGUUUUGUGUGAUAUAAAUAUACGACACGAUUACCGUCCACUCUCGAGGGAUUCGCUUGGAUUUACCCGUGGAAGAGGGAAAACGGUUCGAUCGCAAGCCGCGAUAGCAGACGUUAUUAUGACGGUGAUUCUCGUUACGUUGGUUCGACGAACGGGAUACUUUACGCUCAGCCAGUGACUAUCUCGGUGUUUCGCGGAUAAACUUUACACGUUCGACCGUUUAUCAAUCGACGAGUGCAGCGCACCGUCUGUUUUCAUUGAUCUAGAGGAGGCAAAGUGGAUCGCUGUACUGUCGUUCGAUCGUGCUCGUCAGAAUCUUUCAAAAUUGAUGUACUAAGAAGACAAAUUAUGGUGGCAGAAAUUGUCGCCCGCCAGAGUGGAUCGCCUAUCAAUGGUGAGACCGCGUGUUUGAACAGCAAUAUGCCGGCCACCCACACAAUGGCGCACGCCGGUCACGGUAUUCAUGGUGGACACGAUGCCCAUGGACCGUUGCCUCCGUUGACGCAUCCGGCACACCAUGGUGCUCCAUUGACUCUGCAACAGCAACAGCAACAUCAGCAUCAACCGCAGCACCAGCCACCGCCGCCGCAGCAGCAGCAACCUCCGCAACAUCAUCACCAUCAUCAGCCGCAGCAGCAACAGACGCAGCAGCAGCAGCCGCCGCACCAUCACCACGACGCCCAACAGGUGACACACCCAGAAAAUUUCCCUCCGAACUUCGACAUCAGAAAAGAGCUAUUUUCCCAGCGCAAGCAACGGGAGUUCAUUCCGGACAACAAGAAGGACGACAGCUACUGGGACCGCAGGAGACGCAACAACGAGGCAGCCAAACGGUCCCGAGAGAAAAGGCGUUUCAACGACAUGGUACUCGAGCAACGAGUCAUGGAGCUGAGCAAGGAAAACCACAUCCUGAAGGCGCAACUCGAGGCGAUCAGGGAUAAGUUCGGUAUAUGCGGUGAGUCUGUGAUCAGCACGGAACACGUGCUCGCGGCUCUACCCGCUGACCCGCCCAUCGUCAAAAGGGCGAAACUGCCAGCCUCGGCGGCUCUCCUCUACGCAAGAACACCAAGUCCUGUGCAUACUUCGGUGAUCCAUCAACCAGUCAGCGGUGCACGAUCGCCCAGGUCACCCGCGCAGCUGUACGUUCCCGAAACGACCUCGUACCCUGAGACGGAAAGUUUUCAAUAUCCUUAUCCUCAUCCGGCGAUGCACCUCGACACGACCAGCGCUCUAAACCUAUCUCGUGGUCGACGCGCUCAAUCGCCGUUUGAAUUAUCAUCCGGCAGCGGAGACGAAGGUCCGCAAUUGGUGGUCAGCUCGCAGAAUCCAGCAGCUAACAACAGUCUACCUCACAAGCUGAGGCACAAGUCGCGUAUCGGCGACAAGGACGCGGCCAGCGCGUUACUCGCGCUUCAGGGUAUCAAACAAGAACCGGGACCCAGAGCGUCACCACCAUGGGACAACGAAGGUUCAAGCGACGAGCGUGACUCGGGCAUUUCCUUGGGCGCCGAAUGGACCGGCCCCAGCGUGUCUACCGUUCCUGAGAGCGAGAGGGAAGUGAAAUCGAGGCUGGACCGUCUCGCCUCCGAGGUUGCCUCCCUUCAGUCGAUACUCCGUAUCGGCAAGCCGACGGAGAGCAGUCUGGUCACGGGACACGCGUUACCCGCAAACGCCACAGUCAAUGGGCCGUGAAAGAGAUCGUCGUAUCCUCUUGGUGGCUUUUUCGCAGCGAGCGAGCCAACUGUCCAACGCGUUGCUCCUCGAGUUGUACCAGGUUAAGUGCGACGGUGAUCAACACGACGGCAAUUCCUCAUAUCGCAUCGAACACGGGGGAGACAAGAAAUAGAAAGUACUCCUCGAUCGCUGGUUACACGCGCACGAACGCUUCAACGAGUGUAGCGAUUGUUGUUAGUUGGUAGAAGGAAAUAGCGAUCAGACGAUCGUCGCUUGAUCUCGUUCUUUCGUCGUAAAUUGAAGAGCGAGUAAA
Molecule: messenger RNA, 2459 nt
Organism: Bombus impatiens (common eastern bumble bee)
Lineage: Eukaryota; Metazoa; Arthropoda; Insecta; Hymenoptera; Apidae
Product: actin cytoskeleton-regulatory complex protein PAN1
Exons: 2
Coding region: 821-2164 (447 amino acids)
Biological process (GO): circadian rhythm; regulation of DNA-templated transcription
Cellular component (GO): nucleus
Molecular function (GO): DNA binding; DNA-binding transcription factor activity
Source: RefSeq, a predicted model, not a curated record